GGGGGGGGGGACCCACGCUGCCGCCCCGGCGGCCCCGGCCCUCGGGAGCCCUGGAGGAGGCGCGGCCCGACGCCGGACUGGACAGGGCUGCUUGGAGCGCAGAGGCCAGACCACAGCGGGACCGGGGAGCCUGGCCGGUCGCCGGAAACCGCAUCCUGGCGACGGGACUGCGAGCGCUGACAAGCCAGAGCCAGAGCCAGAGCGGGCACUCACUAGGCUGCGGGAACAGCUCGGGGUGAGCGCCCCCUCUCGGGGUCCAUGUGUCCACCUCAAGCCCAAGCAGAGGUGGGUCCCACCAUGACCGAGAAGGUGGAGAUGGUGCGUGCUCCCAGUCGGGCGCCAGCCCCGUCCCCUAGGCCUGCCUCGCCUGGGCCCCUGCAGAUGGAAGAGGUGGGCCCCCGCCACUCCUCACCCCCUCUGCUGCCCCCUGGAGUGCCCGUGAUCAGCCUGGGUCACACCAGGCCCCCAGGGACAGCCAUGCCCAUGCCAGAGCUGAGCACCCUGAAGCCCCCUGUGCUGCAACUCUCUGCUCUGGGAGCCGCCCCUCCCACCCUGGCCCUCCACUCCCACCCUCACCCCUUCCUCAACAGCGUCUACAUCGGGCCAGCAGGACCUUUCGGUAUCUUCCCCGGCAGCCGGCUGAAGCGGAGGCCAAGCCACUGCGAGCUGGACCUGGCCGAGGGGCACCAGCCCCAGAAGGUGGCCCGGCGCGUGUUCACCAACAGCCGAGAGCGCUGGCGACAGCAGAACGUCAACGGCGCCUUCGCUGAGCUCAGGAAGCUGCUACCGACCCACCCGCCAGACCGGAAGCUGAGCAAGAACGAGGUGCUCCGCCUCGCCAUGAAGUACAUCGGCUUCCUGGUGCGGCUGCUGCGCGACCAGGCGGCCGCAUUGGCCGCAGGCCCCAUCCCGCCCGGGCCCGCUCCCCUGGCCGACCCCGACGGCGGCGCGGGCGGGACGGUCCGGCCCAUCAAGAUGGAGCAAGCGACUCUGAGUCCAGAGGUUCGGUGACCCCACGCCACGGCGUCUGAGCCCGCGGGCACCAGGGCCUGGCGAGGAACGGGCGGACGCUGCGCGAUGCCUGCUUGAGCGCGAACUCCCCCGAAGAGGGCCCAGUGAGGACGUCCCCGAACGGCCAGGGGACGAUCCUGGGGGUGUGCAGGGGUGGUCCAGCUCCGAGGCCCCGCAGACCUCCCCUUUUAAAACCAUCCACUGCCCGCCGGAAGUGGCCUUGCCCGUGUCGUGUCCUAUCCCCAGGGGACAAGGUCUGGGAACCAACAUGGCACAGCGGAUCACCGGGCCCCAA
Molecule: messenger RNA, 1306 nt
Organism: Tupaia belangeri chinensis (Chinese tree shrew)
Lineage: Eukaryota; Metazoa; Chordata; Mammalia; Scandentia; Tupaiidae
Gene: LYL1
Product: LYL1 basic helix-loop-helix family member
Biological process (GO): regulation of transcription by RNA polymerase II
Molecular function (GO): DNA-binding transcription factor activity, RNA polymerase II-specific; RNA polymerase II cis-regulatory region sequence-specific DNA binding; protein dimerization activity
Source: RefSeq, a predicted model, not a curated record